CAGGGACUGAACACAACACAAUACAUGGAUAUCCUGUCCAGAGCAUGUAGGACUUCAAACUGGGCUUAAGGUUUACUUUAAGCAAACAGACAGUGAGUAACUUACAUAUUAUUCUAUUUGCUGUGGUUUUAGAAUGUAGAGUGAGGAGGGAAAAAAUAAUGUAAAGCAUGUUAGCAUUAGGCUGCAACACUUUGUUUUAUGUUUUAAAUAAUAUGCACAUCAGUAUGUAACGACAGUUUGGACAACUGAAAACAACAUGAGCAUGUUGGGGGAGGGGGUAUAAUUUUUAAUGAAGCAUACAAGGAUGUUUGCAAAAAUGAAAGUGAAAUUGAACCAGAUAUAUAUAAUGGUACUGGUGAGGAUCUGAUUUUAGUUGCUUAAGGUGAGGUACAAAUCAGCUGUACUCCAGGAGAGAUCUGGUAUAAAUAUAUUGAAGAGCAAAAAUGGGAACAACACAGUCAACAGAAGUGCAAUCAACACCAACAUCAAAUCUAGAACUGGAAAAACCAUGGAGGAAAUUUGACUGGGGACAGAAAAAAGAGCUGAAAGACAAGCUGGAAAACUUUUCUCCGAGUCAUCCAGAUGUAAAGGACAUCAAGAUCCUGGUAGCUGGACAAAUUGGGGCAGGAAAGUCCAGCUUUAUAAACUCUGUCGAUAGCACCUUUCUAGGACGGAUCUCCUCUAGAGCGCUGGUUAAUUCAACUGCUAGUGAUCAUAGUUUCACUCAAAACCUCAAAGGAUUCACAGUCAGAAGUGGGAAAAAAACAUUGCCCUUCAUCUUCAAGGACAUCAUGGGCUUGGAACCUCCUAUAUUGGCUGGGUCACAAACGGAAGACAUCAUCAAUUCUGUGUUCGGCCACGUGAAGGAUGGCUAUAAAUUCAACCAGGAGCAGGCACUCACUUAUAAGGAUAAACAUUACACCUGUGACCCUGAACUCUCAGACCAGGCUUUCUGCCUGGUUUACAUCAUAGAUGCAAAUGUUGUCCAAUAUACAGAUGAUCGACUUAUUGACAAGCUGAAGAUCAUCCGUCAGAGAAUCAGUGCUAAGGGGAUUCCUCAAGUGGUCAUCAUGACUAAAGUAGAUGAAGCAUGUCCGCUGGUCCAAAAAGAUCUGAGGAAGCUCUACACUAGCAAGAAGAUCAAGGAGAAGAUGGAGUUGUGCAGUGCUAAAGUGGGUGUGCUAAAGACAAACAUCUUCCCAGUGAAGAACUACCAUGAUGAGAUUGACACAGAGGAUGACAUGGAUGUUCUGAUACUGAAAGGCACUUGAACAGAUUGUUCAUCUUGCUGAUGAUAGGUUAAAUGAUAGAGAAAUCUACUCACAAAAUUCACAGUAAUUACUGCAUUUCCCAGUGGAUAUUGUCGGCUUUGUGACAAAUUGCUUAUGUUCCUCUAAUGUAAGAUGCUUUGCAUAAAAGCACCUGCUAAAUGCAUAAAUGUAAACUUAAAUUCAGGAUUCAGAAUUUCGCUGUGAAGAUCUUAGUCUUUGGCUUUUACCAGUAUGUGCAUCUUUUGUCAGCAUCUUCACUGUUGCAAAAUGAGUCUUUAAAUGAACCUUCAUUCCCGUGGCUACUGUGAUUUUCCAAAUGUGUAUGGCACAGACUAUAGCACGGUAAUAUUCAUAUAGUGAAGCGGCUAGAACAGUGACAUAUGGGUCAAUGACAAAUUGGAAAAAUAUAUAAUAAAUAAUGAAAAGGAACAAGUUCUGUUUAAAAUGUUCUGUUUAAAAUAAAUUUGCACACGCUGUUUUAAUUCAUGUAUUCAAUUAAUUAUUAUUAUUAUUAUUAUUAUAGAAAAUGAAUAUUGCCAUGGCACACCCCCAUUAUAUUUCAUAAAGGAAACUUUAUUUAAAAAAUUUAGUCUGUUACUUUUUUAUAUAAGCUCUUUUUUUGUUUAUCUGUUCAAUAUUUUUUCAGCUAGUCUGCAGUUGUAAGAUAUUAUGCUGUUCACAUUUGAAACAUUUAAUAAAAAUGCUUAUUGUUCA
Molecule: messenger RNA, 1985 nt
Organism: Labeo rohita (rohu)
Lineage: Eukaryota; Metazoa; Chordata; Actinopteri; Cypriniformes; Cyprinidae
Product: interferon-induced protein 44-like
Exons: 7
Coding region: 444-1271 (275 amino acids)
Source: RefSeq, a predicted model, not a curated record